Molecule: messenger RNA, 948 nt
Organism: Clonostachys byssicola
Lineage: Eukaryota; Fungi; Ascomycota; Sordariomycetes; Hypocreales; Bionectriaceae
Source: the annotation of a GenBank genome assembly
AUGGCAUCCGAAAUCAUAGAGACUCACCACGCCCAAAUUUUGUUCCCCAAAGGAGGCUGGGACACUCACCAUCACAUUUUUGAACCGCAUGCGUUCCCAUACAGCCCUUCGCGGCACCUUACACCGCCUCCUGCGACCAUCGAAGCCUUUGAGAAUUUCCGUCGGCGGCUAGGUAUCACAAAUUCAGUCCUUACCCAUGGACUGUCCUACGGCGAUGACUGCUCUUCGCUGAAAGACUUUGUCGGUCGGCUGGGAAAGAGCACGUCCGCCGUGGGUGUGAUCGACCCAGAAACAACAAGCGAUUCCGAGAUUCUUGACAUGCAUAAGUCUGGGAUCCGUGGGAUUCGCGUCAAUUUAUAUCGUUACAAGGCAAUGGAGGAUGUCAAUCUGCAAAAGAAAGCAUUGCUUGCGCACCUCAAAAGAGUGGUCGACUUGGAACUGCCGUGGAGUUUGACAAUGACCACCAUUCAGACUGGCUUCUGGAAUACUCUGGCGCCAUUCGUUAGGCAGGAGAUUGUUCCGUCCGGUAGACAGCUUAUCACGGAUCAUUUCGCGCUCCUCAAGGCCCCGAGUAUGCUCCCUCCAGAGUAUCGCGAGGAUCCGACGAAGCAACCAGGCUUCGCGGCCAUCAUGGGUCUUGUAAAAGAUGGACAUCUGUUUGUGAAAUUGAGUGCCCCAUACCGCGUGAGCGAGCAGGGCCCUGGUUAUGAGGAUCUAGAGUUCCUUGUGCGCGCUUUUGUGGCUAUGAAUAAACACCAGAUUCUAUGGGGGAGCGAUUGGCCGCACACUCCGAGGAUGAAGGUGCGCAGUCACGAAGAGGCAAUGAAAGAGACGCCUUUCUUGGAAGUUGAUGAUGAGAAAUGGCUCCAGACUCUUAAGUCGUGGCUGUCCGAUGAGGAAUGGGAUUUGAUCAUGGUUCAGAACCCAAGAAGACUAUUUGCAGCGUAA